Cinara cedri is the source of this 5667-nucleotide messenger RNA. The record is from the annotation of a GenBank genome assembly. NCBI's taxonomy places the organism in Eukaryota, Metazoa, Arthropoda, Insecta, Hemiptera, Aphididae.
AUGAUAAAAGGUUGGUAGUUUAUUUUUUUAUUGGUUUACUGAGAUUAUUACAGUUACCUAACUAAAUGAAUAUGUACCUAAUUUACAGAAAACGCACAAACAUUAAAGGCACCGGAAAAAGUGGAUGACUUUUUGUCAUCAUUGUUUAAAUCUUUGGACAGACAAAAAUCUAAAGAUGAUCGCAAAUCAAUAGAAAAAAAAGUAAUAAUUUAAUUCUUGUGUAUACCUAUAGGUUGAAGUGGGGUAAUUGUAAAUAGAUUAUUAAUUAUAGUUUUUUUUAAAUUUAAAUUUUAAAAUUUAAAAAAAACUUAACAUUUUUUUUUAAAAUUAAUUGUAGUUUUUUGUUCUUUGUUAUUGUGGUUGAAAUUAAUUAUUAAAAUUAAUAAAAAUUUAAAAUUUAAAAAAUAAGGUUUCACAAGAAAAAAUGCUACAAAUGUAUUUCUCAAUUUUCAACUCAAUAUAAAUUUUAUAAUGAACCCAAAAAAAAUAAAAUAUUUAAACUUUUAUGGAAGUAAUUGUAAUAGUAUAAAAUUGAACCUAUUGAAUAUUAUGCAAUUGUAACUGAGGCAAUAUGAAAUAAAAUGAUUCCUGACCAUUUUAAGAGUCCCAAGUAUAAAUUAUACAUAUACUUACAAUCGUCUCAUUUUUUAUUAUGUAGCCAUUGGGGUAAUUGUAAAUAAUAAUUACAUUCACACAUUUACAAUAACAAAAUGCUUAGAGCAAAUGUAAAGAAACACAAAAUGUAAUAUUUUAACAUAAUAUCUUUAUUCUUAUACCUCUGUAUCAGUCUUUUGAUAUGUAAUCAUUCCAUUAUAUAUAUUCCAUCUUAAUACUAAUAAAAAGUCAUUUCUUCAACUUCUUAAUACUAAUAAAACUUUAAAACAACAUAGGUAUUCUUAACUCUACAUCAGUAUUUUGAUAGAUAAGUAUUUUACAAUAAAAAAUUAAGUAGGUAAUUUCUUAAUACUAAAAUCACUUCAUUUACAAUGAUAAAACCAGAAAAUUUAAUUUGUAUGUUUAUUUUGAUAUUACUGUUAUAACUUUAUUAAAUACAUACAAAUUUAUUUAUUUAAUAAAAAAAAUUUCUUUAGAAAAAUUAUAAAAAUGUUUAUCGAAUUUGAAUAGUGAAUAAGUUGAUUUCUGUAAUAAUUCUAUUUGUCUGACACACAUUUUAUGUUUUAUUUUGUUAAAAAAAAAUAUAUUAAAUAUAUUCUUUUGCUGAUACCUUAUUCAUCUUUACUAAUUUGUAAAUGAUAUUGAUAUUUUGCAAGCCUGCAAAUAACUAAUCUAAGCAACAUUACAUUAUUUUUUUAAAUCCUUAUUUUUUCCUAACCCAUAUAUAGUUUGUGUAAAAUAUUAUUUUAUGUAAUGUAAAUUUGACGUGUAUACAGUAUGUGUAAAACAAAAAAUAUGUGUGUAAAAAUUUUAAUUGACAGAAUUUUAUUAAAAAUACUGGAAAAUGAACUAAAGGAAAAUAUCGCUUAAAACGUAAAAAAAUUACUUUAAAAAUUAAAAACGUCAAAAAAUGCCAAAUAAAAAGUUUCAUAGAUGAAUUUGUUCUCACAUAAUUCAAAUUAUGCAUAUAAAAAGCUACAAUUCACAAUCAGCUAAAAAAAAUACACACUCCUACAGCCCUAAUUGAUGAACAAAAAAUCAACAAAAAUUGUUUGGUCAUUUUGAACAAUCUUUUAACUCCAUCCUUCCAAUUUUUUUCGUACAAAUGAGGCAUUAACUUUGUUUCUAUCUAUAAUUAUCUGUUUGAGUAUCUUUGUCAAACCUUUUAGAUGUACUUCAGGUAUUUGUAACCUUUUUAAAGUUGAGAAAGAUCUCUUCCACUGUAGCUGUAGAUACUAGUAACCUGGUAAAAAAGUAUUUUGAUAUUAGGGGAAAAUCCACUGCAGUGUUCUAAUGCUUCAACUAAAAUUUGUGGAUUGUUUUGAACUUUGACCCACUUAUUUUUCAAUAAAUUUUGUUUCUGUUUUCAAUUCUAAAUUCGAACCCUUAAUAUCUUUACAAUAAAUGUUGGCAGAUUUAUAGAAUCAUGCCCGGCCUUAAGAAAAAUACAUGUGUAUGUGUAUAAUAUUUAUUUGAACUAAAUAGCAACAUGUCAAGGGGGGGGGGGUGCUAAAUCACCCUAGCACCUCCUUUAGAGCACCUUAACACCAUACCUGAACACAGUUUGUAAUUGUAAGCUAAGAAUUUCUAUUCUGUCAAAAAUUCUAAUUGUAACAAUUAAUAAUAAAAAAAUCAACCCUGCAGCCCCUGUAUACUUGACGCCUACUUUACUUCUUGGACUAAAACAAUUGGAAAAAGUAUUUUCCGGAUCAUUAAAAAAUAAAACUUCCAGUCUGAUACCUAAGAAAGAUGUUUAAAGACUUUUUAAUAGUGAAGAAUGUUUGAGUUCCUCUAAAUUUUGAUUUACUGUAACACUAUUUCAGGAUAAUGUUCAUUAUUUAAUGUUGUAUUAUUUUCUUCAGAAUUUUCAUUAUGCAGAUUUGUAUAGUAGUUUUCUAAGUCAAUGGAAUCAAAUUCACUCUCAGGAAAUUUAGUUUUAUCAUGAUAAUAUAAAUCAAUUGAUAUUCUCGACACUGUGUUAUCAUGUUUCAUCAAUGUUGACCAAAGUGUUCCAAGAAUUUCAAAAAAUUUACAAUUUAGUAAUCUACCAAUACUUUUUCCUACCAUUUUCUUGCCAAAUUUGUUCCAUUUUGUUUUUAAAUGCCCAAAAAUAUUUGUCUAAUGGUUAUAGUCUGUCAGUAAGAUGACUAGAAAAUUUUAAUUAAAAUAUAUUUUUUUUCAAUUGCCAAAUUUAAAAUACGCAAACUUAUAUAAGAACAAUAAUUAUCAAAUAAUAAAACAACGGUUUGGUUGGGUUUAUUUUUUGAAAUUCUUAAUGUUCCAAUAUUUCUAAUAAACCGUCUCAAACCAAUAGUCUUAACUUUAACUUUAAAAUUUUACUAAAAUUUAUUUUGUUCAAUAAAUUUUAGUAAAAUUUUUAGUAGAUUUUUAUCUAAUAACAUACUGAUAGAAAAAAAAAUUAUAAAAAUUAAAAUAGUUUAAUUUAAUAAUAUUAAGAUUACUGAUAUUAACUUAAUUGUCCAGUAUGUAAAAGUCAUGUUUUUUUUAUUUUUAUUUUCUUAAGGUAGUUGUUCGAAGAUUACCUCCAACAAUGACAGAAGAACGAUUUCUCAAUGAAGUAUCUCCGUUGCCAGAAAAUAAUUACAUGUAUUUUAUACCUGGUGAUCCACAAGCAGCACCAUUUCAUCAUUCAAGAGUAUAUAUUAGUUUUUUGAACGAAGAAGAUAUGUAUAUGUUUACUGAUAAAUUUGAUGGUUAUGUUUUUGUGGAUGACUCUGGUAAUGAACAUAUUUUCAUAAAAAUAAUUUAAAUUAAUUUUUGGUACUUUUAUAGGGGAUGAGUUUCCUGCUAUUGUGGAACUAGCGCCUUACCAGAGAAUACCAAAAAAGAAAUUAGAUAAAGAUCCAAAUUGGGGUAAGAUCCAUGAGAAUCUUGCGUUCUUGGAAUUUAAACGCAAUUUUGAGCAGAAGACUAUUGAUACCACAUUAAAAACUACCCAACAUUUUUUUGAAUCUGUUGAAGGUAAAUUUGUAAUUGAGACUUUUUGUAUGUUUAUAUUUGUUUUUAAGUGUAUCUCUUUUAUUAGAUAAAAAUCAAGAACGGGACUUAAGUACCCCAUUACUUGAAUACUUAGCAAAACAAAAUGAUAAGCAACGUACACGGGUAAAUCAAAGAGACGAACGCCGUAAAAAAGUAUUUAUCAGAAAACAAGAAAAAGAGGAAGUUCGACGAAAUAACAGGAAAACAGAUAAAGAAAUUUUCAUAAAACCUAAACCAAUUAGUAAAAAAAUAAUUGAAGAAAAACCAAUAAAGGACACAAUCCAAAAGUACAAAGAUUUAAGUUUUUACUAGUAAUAAAUUAUCUUAUUAAUAUAAAUAGUUUCAUCGAUCAAAUAAAUUAUUAGGUAUGAGGUGUAACAGUAAAAUUGCACGUCUUAAUCCCAUUGAUGACCAGGGCUAAGAACUUAAUAAUUUAAAAACGUUCAAAUAUCUCAUAUCUCAAAGAAGUUAAAAUAAGCUUUAUGGAUAAAAAAUGGACAUACUUCGCACAACGGGUGGGCCACUGUUAUAGUUGGGAAAGUAGGAUAUAAAGAGGAAUUUAAUUUAUAUUGGUACAUAUUUAUAUAUUUGAUAAACCAUUUUUAACGAGAAAACGAUUCUGAAUGAAAUUUGAUUGUACAUGUUUAAAAGGUCGUAAUAUUUAAAUAUUAAAAUAUUUAUUUAUUAAUAUUUAAGUAUUAAAAUAUUUAUUCAAUAAUAUUUUUUAUGGGACAAGUUCUUUAAAUACAGGAACAUAUAAUAUUUAAUAAUAAUCUAGAACAACUGCAUUAAUAUACACUCAAACAUUAUACAGUUAGAAUAUUGGUAUCAGAAAACAAAUUGAUAUUGAAUUAGGAUUCUCUUACAUACUUCCCAAACAAAUAUACAUUUGUUUCCUGAACACUGGUUGUGAUAUUAUCAAUUACCCCAACAUUUAGUCAUGAUCCUUGACUAUAAUCUAUGUAUUUUAAAAAGGUGUACAAACAGAUUAAUAUUAAUUAAUAUGGAUGGAUUACGAUAUAAUAUUGUAGACCCUAUUAAUAAAGGUUUGAUUAACGUAACAUACCAAUUUAAAUUAAGAACAGAGUAAUACUUGUCUACAACAUUUUUAACUAUCACACGCAACUAUACACUAUUCAUUUUCUUUCUCGUAGAUCUCUUUACCAUGGCAUAUAUGAUUGAUGACCAUAAUCCGUGAUUUUAAUUUGGGGAUUAAUGUAGUUAUUAUAGUAAAUAUUAUCAAAAAUUGUAUUACACAAAAUGAAUAUUCCUUUUAUUAUUAAUAAAAUGAUUGCAAUUUGAUUAGUACUUAUAGAAGGAAUUGUGUAUCACAAAAUUCAAAACUGUGUGGUUUGAGUUCUGCUGUACACAAUUUAGCUAGUACCUUAAUAGAACUACCAUUCAUAUUAAUAGCAAAGUGUUAUACAUGUAAUAACAUGGAGAUUAAUAAAUUUAUAAUUAUAAUAAUACUGUUAUUUUUUUAUUUUUAGAAAAAUUCUUAAAAAUCACAGAGAAGAUUCAGAAUUUGUUGAUGAGAAAAAAACUAAUAUUGAUGAAACUAAUAAAACAAAAAAUGAAGACCCUCCUAAAGAAAAUGAAUUUAAAAAAAUAGAAUUUAAAUUAAAAACAAACAAGUUGAAUAAUACAAAUAAAUGUUUUAAUAGUGAUUUAAAAGAUGAAAUUCCGCCAAAAGUUGAUAAAAUGUGUAUAGAUGAAUCUAAAGAAGUUGUAGAAAUUAAAAAGAAAUUCGAAAAAUUAAAACUAGAACAAUUAGAAAAAAAAGCUACUGAAGCUUUGAAAAACAUGAAACUCUACGAAGAUAAAGAGAGUGUUGAUACUAGUGAAAAUGAUAACUAUAAAAAACAUCGAUCUGAUACAGACAAAAAAUGUUCUUAUCACAAAAAAAUAGAAAAUCGCCAUCAGGAAUCUAAAACUGAUCGCCGAAUAAGAAAUAAGGAUCGUCCAGCUAUAGAAAUUUACAGACCAGGAAUGGGCAGGUUGAGUAAGUUAAAAUCUGAUAAUGAUUGUGUUGAUUCUGAACUAAAAAAGUAG